Melitaea cinxia (Glanville fritillary) is the source of this 4092-nucleotide messenger RNA. RefSeq names its product general vesicular transport factor p115 (gene p115). Gene Ontology annotation, cellular component: ER to Golgi transport vesicle membrane; Golgi membrane; cytoplasm. NCBI's taxonomy places the organism in Eukaryota, Metazoa, Arthropoda, Insecta, Lepidoptera, Nymphalidae. The record is from RefSeq and is a predicted model, not a curated record. Gene Ontology annotation, biological process: vesicle fusion with Golgi apparatus; intracellular protein transport; endoplasmic reticulum to Golgi vesicle-mediated transport. The transcript is spliced from 9 exons. Bases 127 to 2541 code for a protein of 804 amino acids.
CAAAGUUAGUGAUUACCUGACGUGUCUUCGUAUCAAAUAUUGUUGUAAUUUUUUCGAUUAAAAGCUAUGAUUUUCUCACAAUAACAUUAUUGAGUGCUCUGUAAAAGUUAUACGAACACUACCAAAAUGGAUUUCUUGAAAAGCGGACUGAAAACCGUUCUCGGAGCACCGGAACCUGGACAACAGCCGUCGGUCGCUGAAACGGUGGAAAGACUAGUUGAACGUGCAAGUAACUCCACUUUGUUGGAAGAUAGAAGAGAUGCUUGCAGAGCUUUGAAGGCUAUGUCAAGGAAGUACAGGCUGGAAGUUGGUGCUCAGGGUAUGGACACAUUGAGACAGAUUUUAGAACUCGACAGAGCUGAUAAUGAGACAGUAAACUAUGCACUCGAUACUCUUAACAAUAUUGUAUCACCGUCACAAUUUGAAGAAGAAGAAGACAAACCCCACAUACCAAUGAACAUUGGCGAUCAAUUCACAGAAAUGUUCAUAAAGGAUCCGCACAACAUACAGCUACUCUUAGACCUUUUAGACGAAUAUGACUUCAGAGUCCGGCUCUCGACUGUACAGCUUUUAAUAUCCCUAUUAACAAAUAGAACAAAGGAUAUACAAGAAAUUAUUCUCGACAAACCAAUGGGAGUAUCUAAAAUGAUGGAUCUCUUAUCUGAUAGCAGAGAAGUGAUAAGGAACGAAACGUUACUUUUAUUAAUUAAAUUGACGAAGGGAAAUGCCAAUAUACAGAAAAUCGUGGCCUUCGAAAACGCAUUUGACAGGUUGUUCGAAAUAGUAAGCAGCGAGGGUUACUCGGACGGCGGAAUCAUUGUCGAAGACUGCCUCCUGCUGAUGUUGAAUCUGCUGAAGAAUAACAGUAGCAAUAUUAACUUUUUCAAAGAAGGUAGCUACAUACAGAAGAUGCUGCCAAUGUUUACAAUUCCGGACAACGCCGAGGAGGCCGGCUGGUCGCCGCAAAAGGUUUCCAACGUGCACUGUAUGCUCCAACUUGUCAGAACGUUAGUGUCACCGAGUAACUCCGCGCAAAUCGUAUCGAACUGCCAGAAGAUCAUGAACAAUGUUGGUGUGCUAAACGCGCUAUGUAAUAUUCUAAUGGCGAGCGGAGUCCCAGCCGAUAUUUUGACGGAAACUAUAAAUACUGUAGGUGAAGUCGUCCGGGGAGACGCGACUAAUCAGCAGUUUAUUGGGACAGUUAUUGCUCCUUCGUAUCCGCCGCGUCCGGCUAUCAUCGUGCUUCUCAUGUCUAUGGUCAAUGAGAAGCAACCUUUUUCUCUUAGGUGCGCCGUUCUUUACUGCUUCCAAUGCUACCUUUACCGUAAUGAAGUUAGUCAAGCAAACCUAGUGCAGACCCUCUUACCGUCGUCCACGGACGUGUCUAGUCUGACGAGUGGCCAGAUCCUUUGCGGAGGUCUGUUCUCGCCCGAUCUUCUAUCAAAUUGGUUCUCAGCGGUGGCCCUCAUGCACGCCCUCAUAGAUAAUCCGGCACAAAAGGAACAGCUAUUACGAGUGUUGCUGGCCACUAACAUAGGAAGCACCCCGGUGUCGUUGCUGCAUCAGUGCACGCUGCUUUUGCAGCAGACCACCAAGUUACAGUCGAAGGUGGCGCUGCUGAUGCUGCUGUCGGCGUGGACGGCGCACUGCGGGCCGGCGGUGGGCGCCUUCCUGCGCGCGCCGGGCGCCGUGGCCGGCCUCGUGGGGCUCACCGGCGCCGGCGAGACCGACGACAACGACUGCCUGCUGCAGGGUCUAUCGGCCUUCCUACUGGCGAUCUGUAUACACUUCAACGACGACUCAGUGCAGAACUAUUCGAAGGAUUCUCUCCGACAGUUGCUCGUAAAGCGGAUAGGCAUGGAAACGUUCACGGCGAAGCUCAGCGAAGUGUCGAGACACGAACUGUACAAUAAGGCGGCCAAACACCCUCAGUUGAGGGUCAACUCGCCGGCCGAAGUGCUCAUCGAUUACGAGUUCUGCAAGCUAUUUAAGAGUUUGGAAGCCGUCCUCGUCCAGAGCCUGGCGGUCCGGCAACAGAACGGCGCGGACGAGCGGCCGGCGGACGACCUGCAGCAGUACAAGCGGGUGAUCCGCCUGCAGGACGCGCGCCUCAGCGAGCUGCUGCAGCAGCUGGAGGGGCUCGCCGCGCAGGCCGCCGCGCUGCAGAGUGCAUUGAACGAUUCGCUCUCAGCCAACUCUCUACUGAAAGACGAGAACACACUCCUAAAGGCCCAGGUUUCAGCCAGUUCAAUUCCAACCUCACAACCAAAUGUUCAAUCAGAAAAAACAGCGGAAUAUGAGGCUAGGAUACAACAAUUAGCAGAUGAGAUUACAAGAUUAAGUUCAGAAUUAAAUAUGGCUAAAGAAAGUCAAAGGAAAGCUAAUGAUGACUUGGAGAAACUUAGAAAGGAUCAAGACGAUUUGUUGGAGUUGCUGGCUGAUCAGGAUGUAAAAAUAAACGAAUAUAAAAUAAAACUAAUGAGAUUGGGUGAGAAAGUUGAAGAGGACAACGUCAUCGAACCAGAAGAGAACUUGACGUAGUGUUGCCAGCUGUAAUUGAUUAUAAAUAAGAUUAAUGGCGUAAAGAAUUAAUAUAAUUCGCUUGGAACUAUUCAAUUAUUCCAAUCGAUUUUAAUUUAAUUGAUGUACGGAAUGUUAGUAAGUUCAUAAGAUGUUUAUUUUCUGUUGUUUUAUUUCUAGUCCAUAUCAAAUUUUUUGAAUUGAUAAACCAAAAAUGGCGACUAAAAUACAAAUUUAAUACACAUUUACAUUAAUUCUAGAUGAUCUGAGUCUGGAAUAAAAUUAGCUUAUUUGAAAUCAAUAAAUUACAUUUUUUAAAGGACCUCGGAGCCUAGAUUUUUAUACAAUGUGUUAUUCACAAUCGUAAUUUUUAAGGGACCAUACGGUUGCUUAAGUUUACCAAACAACACAAAUAUUUUAUGCAAAAAUUUUGUAAUUUUAUUUUUAAAUUAUAAAAAUAAAUUUGUCUUUUUUACUUAUUUUGGAUUAAUUGAGACAAAAGGUAGAUAGAAAUGAUAUUCAAGUUUAAAAAUAAAAUUAUAUGUACUUACUAUGUGUUCAUAUGUAAAAUCUACAGAGCCUCCAUCGACACCUGGUAUACAGAACAUUGUAACUAAUGAAACUGUAAGUGUUUUCUAACUAUACCAUGAAAAUACUGAGGGGAAAAAAGAUAUCUAUCAAUCUGGGAACCGUAUUUAUACGACCACUAGAACGAUUUUUAUAUGAACAAAAAAUCGUUCUAAUUCAAGAUAAUUCAGAUUUUUGCUAAAAAAAAACAUUGUAAUUUCGGUUACGAAAGCAAUAAUAUAUAUCCGUAAUGAAAUAAACUAAUAGUAGAAGAAUAUACUUCAUUAGGGGUGCGGCUUUAUUUAACAUAACUUGGCCUCUUUUUAAAUGCAACAAAAUUGUAAAACGCUCUCCUGGAAACAACAAAAUGAGAUACAAUAUCCUUUAUAUCAGGUGUCGACAUUAUCUUGGUUGCUUAAUAUUUUCAAUAUUGUUUUCAAAUUCUAAUGACAAUGAGUAGUGUGGUUAAAAAUAAAUAUUGUAUAUUAAUAUGUUCAUAGUUCGUAAAUAAAUAAAUUAUAAGUGUAUAAUUAUGUAAUUAUUGUAAUAAAUAAAUUUAUUAUACAUUUUUUGUUUUCUCUCAAUAUAAAAUCGCCCCUUAUUAUGUAUGCAAAAACUUUAGGUUCUCUGUGUAUUACGUAUAUAAGAGAUAUACUCAAUUUUGUAAUAAUAAUUGUUGUAUAAUUCAAGUUGUUGACAGGCAUAGUCGAAUCACUAUAAGCACUACCAUCAUUUGUUAAAGAAAAAAAUUUUUAACUUCAUCUACCACGAUACUUCAUGUUCGACUAAAGUAUAUUUUCCAGAAAGUUUUCCUAACCUCUGAAUACAAAAUGAACCUCUAAACAAUUUAUCACUUGAAUGUUAAAGGUUUAAAUCCAAGUUUAAUCUACCCAGACUCUUAGACUUUUAGACUUUGUUCACUCCACUGGACUUAACUCGUAAUCGUAAUUUAUAUUAAGAUUUUCUUUUUAAUUUUUGAGGAAAAAAAUAAAACAAUAAUUAAUA